Penicillium hordei is the source of this 192-nucleotide messenger RNA. RefSeq lists its product as uncharacterized. NCBI's taxonomy places the organism in Eukaryota, Fungi, Ascomycota, Eurotiomycetes, Eurotiales, Aspergillaceae. Bases 1 to 192 code for a protein of 63 amino acids. The record is from RefSeq and is a predicted model, not a curated record. The transcript has a single exon.
AUGACGGUAUUGAACUUGCAGAUGGUGAGGGAGAGAGAACAAAAAAGGUCGGAUAUCAAGAAUUUGGAAGAGAAAUGUGUCAAAUUAGAGGACAAAGUAUCGCCCAGUUUCCGCCAGGACCCCGCCUCAAGACGAGGAUAUGCUGUGCACAGACCAGAACCUAAGAACCCGAAGACCCAGGCACCCAGAUAA